Molecule: messenger RNA, 1360 nt
Organism: Rhincodon typus (whale shark)
Lineage: Eukaryota; Metazoa; Chordata; Chondrichthyes; Orectolobiformes; Rhincodontidae
Product: NPHS2 stomatin family member, podocin
Exons: 8
Coding region: 21-1232 (403 amino acids)
Cellular component (GO): plasma membrane
Source: RefSeq, a predicted model, not a curated record
CCAGUGGAUCUGUAGGAACAAUGGAAAGGAACUCCAGGGCUUCAUCCCAUUCCUCAAAAACAUCACAAAUAAGGCAACAUGAUUUUUCUACUGCAGAAAAGAUUAUAAAAGCGAAAGGUAUGAAAAGCAAGACCUUCAGCAUGAAUGAGGGCAAAACAACGCAAAUGAGAAACACAGUGACAAAGGAUUCAAAGAGGAAAAAAGAGAGAAAUGAGAAAGCCCUGUCAGAAAGCUCCUUCAGUGCUGAUGGUAAGGUGACAAGCUGCACUGUGGUGGACGUGGACAAUGUAGUAAGCUCAGAUGAGAGUGAGGAGCAGAUUGCCCUGAUUGAAACUGAAGCACUAGAGGAAGGUAUCAAGCACCGAAGGCCAGGCAUCUGCGAGUGUAUUCUCACAUUCCUUACCUUGUUGCUGAUUCUUGUCUCAUUCCCAGUCUCUGUCUGGUUCUGUGUUAAGAUAGUCCAAGAAUAUGAGCGUGCAGUGAUAUUCAGAUUGGGACGAUUACUACCAGGAAGACCCAGGGGACCAGGCCUCUUUUUCUUCAUGCCCUGUCUGGACACAUACCAUACUGUGGAUCUACGAAUCAAAACCCUGGAGAUCCCGUUUCAUGAAGUCAUAUCCAGUGACAUGGUGACUGCUCAAGUGAAUGCUAUCUGCUAUUAUCGGGUAGAAAAUGCCUCCCUCUCUUUAACAACAGUCAGUAACACAUCUGUCUCAGUAUCGCUGCUGGUGCAAACUAUUAUGAAACGGAACUUAGCUAGUCGGAAAUUCAAUGAAAUUCUCCUGGAGAGGAAACCUAUUGGUGAUGAAAUCAAGACAGCACUGGAUGCGGCAACCUGCAACUGGGGAAUCAAGGUGGAACAGGCUGAAAUAAAAGACAUCCGCCUACCAGCAGAAGUUCAGUAUUCACUAGCAGUGGAAGCGGAAGCACACAGACAAGCCAAAGCUAAGGUGAUUGCAGCAGAAGCUGAGAAGGAAGCCUCGGAAGCCUUGAAAAUUGCAGCAAAUAUUCUAUCGGAAUCCUCUGCUGCUAUCCAGCUGCGCUACCUUCAGACACUGCACACACUGUCUGCUGAGAAAACUUCUCCCAUCAUCCUGCCUGUGCCCUUUGAACUCCUUAAUGCCAUGACAACUGUUACCCAGAAAUCUUUAGUGGCCACUGCUGCAGCUGCUGCACAAGAAUUGGAACAACCUCAACAACAGGAAAACAAGACUGACUCUCCAAUGUUAUAGUCCUGGAAAGUUGACAAAAAUUGUAUACUAUUUCCUUCUGCUCGAUGUGUAGGUCACCAUACAGAAGUGCACAGGCAGCCACCAAUAUGUGGAAGAAUAACCUGCAAAUAAAUCGAGUCAUAACAAUG